AAGAAGAAGAAGAAGGAGAAGAAGAAGAAACAGCAGCAGCAGCAGAAGAAGAAGGACAACGGAACAUGGCUUCUUUGAGUAAAGGAUUUCAAGAAUGAAAGUUUGUCAAAGAUUUAUAUUGUAUUAGUUUACAUGAUAUGAAAAACUCAUAUCACCACGCUCCGUUAGACAAGCCUCCUGUCUUUAAAGGUGCUUAUCUGGAGACACCGUACACCCCUAGCGGAACGCCGAGCGCCUCAUAUGAACCGACACCAUUGGCCCACACUGCUUCACGGCGGACAUCUUCAGAGGGAUGUGACGGUCACUCGUACGAAAUCAUGAGCGAUUUCCCCGCACCAUCACCCGGAGGAGAGGGUUUCGGAGGGCCACGCCUUGUCUUUCCGUAUGGAUUCGACCCUUCAGUCUUCCCGCUUCCCCUUGGCUGCCCACCACCCGGACAGUUUCCCACCAUGGUGCACCCCGCUCCGGUAAAUACAUACAAUAACAGGGGAGCUUCAGUAUUUCAAACAUAUAUCCAGCAGCUUGGGUCCGGUCCUGAGACUACUGAGUAUGAGCCGGGCUCCGGUCAGAAACAACAACAGCAACAUGAAUAUGAGGUUUUCUCUGAGAGUGGAUUUCCCCCGCUGUGUAAGAGUCCGGGUACAACAACACGAGGUGUAGACGAAACAGCCCUUCAAAGGAAGCAGGAUCAACAGUGGCUCAGACUAUUUUUAGAGGGUAGAGAUAAAAGAAUCUCACAGACUCAGCAGCAGCACAAUUGUAUUCAUGAGCUGAGAGAGACUUUGUACCGGACAACUCAGCUCAUCCCACAACUUGCACAGUCCUGUGAAACCCUAAGAAGCUUCGUGGACCAAGAGUGUGUUUGGACAGACUCUUAUUUGAAUUCUUUAAAUGUGAAGCAGGAACUAGAAGACAAACUUGCAGUCAUUGACAACUGGUGUUUACAUAGCUGGAGAGGUAAAUUGUCCCAUCUUGCUAAGAGAAGGUCCCGGCGAAUGAGAGCUAGGAAACUAUUGCAGAUUGGGGAAAAACAGAGACGGGCGGGCAUCUCUGAAAAAGAGGCUGCCAUAGAUAAAUGGAGGAUGGAGCAGAAACGCCAAGUGGAAGAGAAGAAGAAGGAGCAUGAGCUGAAGCUGGCUGCAGAUGCUGUUCUCUGUGAAGUGAAGAAGAAGCAGGCAGAUAUAAAAAGGAUGGAGGAUGUCCUGAAAUCUCUGGAGAAAUUGCGCAGACUGAGGAAGGACGCAGCAUCAAAGAAAGGUAUAGUCACUGAGCAAGAAUGUGACAAUACAUUCAGCAGCCAUUUAGAGCAACUUAGGUGUAUGUUGAAGAGGAGGACAGCAGUUUACUCUGCAGAGGAGAAAGCUCUGAUGGUGAUGCUGGAAGGAGAGCUAGAGGAAGAGAGGAAGAAAGAUUGUGAGAAACAAAUGAAGAAGGAGUGGGAGAGACUGUUGCAGAGGAAACACAGAGUGAUCACCAUGUUGUUUGGAGAUGAGCUUCCUGCUGAUUCUGUUCUGCAACCCUUUACAGAAUUUUACACCUGGGCUGAACACUCAUUGCAUGCAUUACUACAAAUCAGGAGAGAGUGGGAUAUGUUUGUGGCUCCAGUCGAUCACCCUGAGAGUUCUCUUGUUCCUCAGAGCUGGAUCUUACCAGACCCACCAUCGGAUCAGCUAUGGGCCUCUGCUCUCCACACCACUGACAGUGACUGAACCACUAUAUCUGAAUAACUGUGUGUGAUGUCAAGUAAUGCCUGAUGCCCUUAGCUAUAAAUCAAAACCUGAAGUGCAGGUCUGCAGGUUCAGGCUGUAAAAGUAGCAAGUUGAUAGUAUUAAAAAAUAAAUAAAUAAAUUGUUUUCUCUACACAAACGCUACAUUAACUUGAACAAAAAGAUGAUAAAAUGAACAUGAUAUGAUGUCAUCUUGUCAUUGUCGAUAUAUUUUUCAUGUGAAAUUCAGCGUGUUUGAACGUUCAGAUUGUAGAACAGAAUGACAGCUCCACAAAAGUGAAGUCACAGCAUUUGGAAUGCUCCCUGGUGGCUGCAGUAUAGUUGGCUGCAAUAUAGCCUUUGUUAAAUGUUUUUGCUCUGUUGUACCUCAGUAAUAAAAUGUAUCAAUAAAUAUUCAAAAUACA
Molecule: messenger RNA, 2131 nt
Organism: Scatophagus argus
Lineage: Eukaryota; Metazoa; Chordata; Actinopteri; Scatophagidae
Gene: pdcd7
Product: programmed cell death 7
Exons: 5
Coding region: 138-1709 (523 amino acids)
Source: RefSeq, a predicted model, not a curated record